CAAUCAUUUCCCACUUCUUCUCCUCUUGUUUUUUUGUUUUGGGUCUCUGGAAGUGGGUUAGAGGAGGUCAUGGAGGGAAGCAUGCUAUGCUCCGCCAACUACGUCCCCCUCUCGCCACUCAGCUUUCUCGAGCGCGCCGCGGUCGUCUACGCCGACCGGACGGCCGUCGUCUAUGGCUCCACCACGUAUACAUGGAGCCAGACCCGCGACCGGUGCCUCCGCCUCGCCUCUGCUCUCACCAGCUUGGGGAUCUCUCGAGGCGACGUCGUUGCUGCACUUGCUGCUAACAUUCCAGCAAUGUAUGAAUUACAUUUCGGUGUCCCCAUGGCCGGUGCAGUCCUCUGUACACUGAACACCCGGCUUGAUGCAGCCAUGGUCUCGGUCCUGCUGAAGCAUUCGGAUGCAAAGGUCAUCUUUGUCGAUUCUCAGCUUCUUGAGAUUGGCCAAGGGGCACUCAAGAUUCUCUCUGAAUCCAAAGUCAAGCCUCCUCUCCUGGUCAUAAUUGCAGAAUCCUAUGAUUCAGUUGCUGCAAUCCGAGGUCCUGUUGCUUCAGCAAAUAUGGAAUAUGAGACUCUUCUGAGGACUGCUUCACCUUGCUUUGAGAUUAAAUGGCCUCUUGAUGAAUGCGACCCGAUCUCUCUGAACUAUACUUCAGGCACUACAUCCAGACCGAAAGGUGUCAUCUACAGCCACCGAGGUGCGUACCUGAACGCCAUUGCGACGAUCCUUUUCAAUGACAUCACUACAAUGCCGGUGUACCUGUGGACCGUGCCCAUGUUCCAUUGCAAUGGAUGGUGUCUUGCUUGGGGUAUGGCAGCUCAGGGAGGCACCAACAUCUGCCUAAGAAAUGUUACAGCACAGGCAAUCUUUGAUAACAUUGCCCUUCACAAGGUAACACACAUGGGCGGUGCUCCGACGGUCCUCAACGUGAUCGUGAACGCUUCGAUCACCGAACGGAAACCACUUCCAGGCAAGGUAGGUGUGAUGACUGGUGCUGCUCCUCCACCACCCCAGGUGCUGUUCAAGAUGGAGGAGCUUGGUUUUCAUGUCACCCAUGGAUAUGGUCUCACAGAAACUUAUGGCCCAGCGACUGUCUGCAUCUGGAAGCCUGCAUGGGAUGCCUUGCUUCCCGAGGAACGCGCGAAGAUGAAGGCCCGCCAGGGGCUUAACCAUAUCGGAAUUGAGGAGGUUGACAUCAAGGAUCCAAUCACUAUGAAGAGUGUUCCAGCUGAUGGGAAAACCAUUGGCGAGGUAAUGCUUCGAGGCAACACAGUGAUGAAUGGUUACUAUAAAGAUUUGAGUGCAACGAAGGAGGCAAUGGCGGGUGGAUGGUUUCGAUCAGGAGACCUCGGUGUCAGGCAUGCUGAUGGGUAUAUACAGCUGAAGGAUCGGUCGAAGGACAUUAUUAUAUCAGGUGGCGAGAACAUAAGCACAAUUGAGGUAGAGUCGGUGCUUUUCAGCCACCCGGCGGUGCUCGAGGCGGCGGUAGUAGGGAGGCCAGACCACCAUUGGGGUGAGACCCCCUGUGCUUUUGUGAAGCUGAAGGAGGGUGCUAGUGUUUCUGCAGAGGAUGUCAAAUUCUGCCGUAGUAGGUUGCCUCAUUAUAUGGCUCCCAAGUCUGUUGUGUUUGAGGAUCUUCCAAAGACUUCAACAGGAAAGAUACAGAAGUUUAUUCUUAGGGAGAAGGCUAGGGCCAUGGGAAGCCUUUCUAAGAAAGGUGGAAGCAAACUUUGAGAUCCAAUCGAGGAUAAGGAAAUCUUGUCUUUGGACCUAUUUGAUUUCUGAGUAGUGUCAUCAAUAUCCAUUUGUGAAAUGUAAACUGAAUUCUGAAUACUAAAAUCAUUUCUGAAGUUAAAUACAGCAGUCUCUCUUGAAAUUGAAAA
Phoenix dactylifera (date palm) is the source of this 1883-nucleotide messenger RNA. Its product is annotated as butanoate--CoA ligase AAE1-like. Lineage: Eukaryota; Viridiplantae; Streptophyta; Magnoliopsida; Arecales; Arecaceae. The record is from RefSeq and is a predicted model, not a curated record.